AUGGGCGGCGCGUUCAACCAGGGCCAGGGCGGGCGCAUCAAGAGCGAGCGCGGCAGCAAGCGCCGCGGCGGCGACCGGCCUCCCGGCGAGCGCGACGAGUCGCGCAAGCCCGGCCAGCAUGUCACGGGCGACGGCUUCGAGGGCGCGACGCUCGGCCCUCGGUCCGAGAACGGCUGGACCCCGUCCGUCAUCGCCGGCGCGCCCCAGGCCGACCUCAGCUCGCCCGAGAUGGUGCAGCGCAAGGUCAAGGCGCUCCUGAACAAGCUCACGCUCGAGCGCUUCGACUCGAUCUCGGGCCAGAUCCUCGAGUGGGCCAACAAGUCGGUCGACGAGACCGACGGCCGCAUCCUGCGCCAGGUCAUCGCCCUCAUCUUCGAGAAGGCGACCGACGAGGCGACGUGGUCCGAGAUGUACGCCCGCCUGUGCCGCAUGCUCAUGGAGCGCGUCUCGACCGACGUCCGCGACGAGACGGUCAAGACGAACGACGGCACCCCUGUCGCCGGCGGCGCCCUGUUCCGCAAGUACCUGCUCAACCGGUGCCAGGAGGACUACGAGAACGGCUGGAAGAACAAGGAGGCCGCGAGCGCCGCCGCCAAGAGCAAGGAGGCCGACGACAAGGCCAAGAAGGACGCCAACGACGCCGCAAAGAAGGAGGCCGAGGAGUCGGGCAAGGAGCCGGCGCAGGAGGCCGAGCUCCUCUCCGACGAGUACUACGCGGCGCAGAAGGCCAAGCGUCGCGGCCUCGGCCUCGUCCGGUUCAUCGGCGAGCUCUACCGCCUCCAGAUGCUCACCGAACGCAUUAUGCACGAGUGUAUCAAGAAGCUCCUCGCCAACACCGAGAACCCCGAGGAGGAGGACGUCGAGUCGCUGUGCCGCCUCCUCACCACGGUCGGCAAGGCGCUCGACACGCCCAAGGCGCGCGCCCACAUGGACGUCUACUUCUCGCGCAUGGACAUGAUCGCCAACAGCCCCAAGAUCUCGUCGCGCAUGCGCUUCAUGAUCCUCGAUGUCGUCGACCUGCGCUCGGCUCGGUGGGCGUCCAAGACGGAGGCGGCGGGCCCCAAGACCAUCUCGGAGAUUCACGCCGACGUG
Rhodotorula graminis WP1 is the source of this 1092-nucleotide messenger RNA. RefSeq lists its product as uncharacterized. Gene Ontology annotation, cellular component: eukaryotic translation initiation factor 4F complex. Gene Ontology annotation, molecular function: mRNA binding; translation initiation factor activity; protein binding. The transcript is spliced from 2 exons. Lineage: Eukaryota; Fungi; Basidiomycota; Microbotryomycetes; Sporidiobolales; Sporidiobolaceae. The record is from RefSeq and is a predicted model, not a curated record. The annotation marks the transcript as partial.